GACUGUCAGUCUCAAUGCGUGAUACUUGACAGCCCUGUAUGUAGUAUGAUUCAUAACAGACUAGACCCGCCUUGUUGAUCAUUGGUCAGCUGACCGGAAAGAGUCACAAAGACUUCCGCUUUUGGGCUCUCUGAAGAGUGUCAGUGAGCAUGCGCGCUGUCAUAGCAAAGCGGAAGUAAAAUAAGUGAAUAAUAACACGGAACUGUUGACUCGAUUUGUUGUCGAGUUGGAAGUUAAAACAGAUCUCUGAUCAGCCGAAACAUGGCUAUGAACGAAAUUGUUCUGCGGAAAACGCUGUCUAAGAAUUACAAAUACAGAGACCUGACCAUAAGGGAAAUCACUAAUGUGAUGAAUCAGUACAAAGACCUGAAGCCUGUGUUUGACAACUAUGUGUUCAACGAUGGCAGCAAUAGAGAGUUACUGAGUCUUACAGGAACCGUACCAGUGAGCUUUAAAGGAAAUGUCUACAACAUUCCUAUUUGCUUGUGGCUUCUAGACACCUAUCCAUUCAAUCCUCCCAUCUGCUUUGUCAAGCCCACUAGUGCCAUGAUGAUCAAAACAGGGAAGCAUGUUGAUGCCAAUGGAAAAAUCUACCUCCCGUAUUUGCACGAAUGGAAGCAUCCCGAGUCAGAUUUGUUUGGGCUGAUCCAGGUGAUGAUUGUGGUUUUUGGAGAAGAGCCACCAGUUUUUGCGCGGCCCACCGCACAGACAGCUUAUCCAGGAUUUCAAGCUUCUGGUCCACCUAAUGCCUCCUUCUUGCCAAAUACACCAAGCACUCCAUUUGGCCAGAGUUACACUCCUAACCCAGGAGGUUUUCAGGGUUAUCCGUACCCUGCUGCUACUUCUGGAUACCCAGCCACAUCUGGAACACCACAGUAUACUUCCACCACUGCUGGAGGUCCCGGUCGUGAUGCCACCAUCGGAGAGGACACAAUCCGUGCGUCUCUCGUGUCUGCGGUGAGUGAUAAGCUGCGAUGGAGGAUGAAGGAGGAGAUGGAUCGUUCUCAGGCUGAACUGGAUGCUCUCAAGAGGACAGAGGAAGACCUGAAAAAGGGACACCAGAAGUUAGAGGAAAUGGUGUCCAAAGUGGACCAAGAGAUGGCUGAUGUAGACAGAAAUAUAGAGCUGCUGAAGAAGAAAGACGAGGAGCUCACCGCCGCUCUGGAAAAAAUGGAACAGCAGUCUGAGAAUAACGACAUCGAUGAACUCAUCGUGCCCACGGCGCCGCUGUACCGUCAAAUUCUCAACCUGUAUGCUGAGGAGAACGCCAUCGAAGACACUAUCUUCUACCUGGGCGAGGCACUACGCAGAGAUGUCAUCGACUUGGACGUCUUCCUCAAGCACGUGCGACUGCUCUCAAGGAAGCAGUUCCAGUUGCGCGCUUUGAUGCAGAAAGCCAGAAAAACCGCAGGCCUCAGCGACCUCUACUGACCAACCCAACGCUCCACACUUGUCUCCUUGUCUCCUUGUCCUGUCCUCUCUAUUCUAUCUAACUCUACAAUCAGUGCAUUAUCUACACCUCACCUACAACCAGACAAGUGGUAGGUUUCACUUUAUAUAACAUGAUGCUAUUUUAUACUAUUGGACAUGUCGGUGAAGUUUAUACACGCACACACACACACACACACACACACACACACACACACACACACACACACACACACACACACACUUUAUUUAAGAUACCACUUCAAUCUUAAGGGCAUGGGAAUGAAGACAAAUAACUUUUUUUGCAUUACUAUGAUUAUAAAUAUGAAGUGACCUUUUCAGAUGAUUUGUAGUGAUAAUUCUGACAAUCAUAUGGGAGCGGGUUUAAAAAUGUUAUCCUUUUUUUUUUCUUUUCUAGAACAGUCAGCCCUCUUCACAUACUGUAUUACAUACGAGUCAAAGAAAUUUCACAGAAAAUCAGUCAAAGCACUUAUAAUACUAAUGGAUUUAAGAAGGCUCAUAAUUAAUCCACCCUGGCUGUGCAUAAAAAAAUAACACAGUACAUUCCCAAAUAUUGUGUAUUAUUUUAUUUGCUUGAAUGUAUUUUUGCACCCUUUUUGCAUGAUUGGUUUAUACACAAAGAACAUCAGUCAGACCUGUAAUCGGAAAAAAGUUCAUGGAAAUAUUUUUGCUUUGAUUCGUUCAUGUGAUUUUCAUUUAAUUGACGUAAUCAGUCUGAUAGUUACCAGUAUGUUUACAACACAGAAAUCACUCAAAUCUUGGAAGUGACAUAAUGAGUUGCAUAAUAACAUGGCUUGAGCUUUAUAAAUAUUAUUAUUAAUAUUAUUAUUUUUCAUUUUACCUACAUUAUUACUACCAUUAGUGUUUUUAUCGUGUCAAUUAUAUAUAACAGGAAUUAUUUUUGUUAUCGCCUUGUGUACAGUUUGUAUUUUGUUGUUAUUAUUUUUGAUGUAUGUGUUUACUUGAAACUAGGCUGAAAAAGCAAGCACUCAUCCUCUGAUGUUGUGGGAAAGGGAAUAUCCAAAUGGUUCUUCUUAAAUCUUUACUCUACUAUGUAGCGCUCUAAAGAAACUGAAUUAAAAUCAUGAAGUUUGUA
This is a messenger RNA of Tachysurus fulvidraco (yellow catfish), 2545 nucleotides long. RefSeq names its product tumor susceptibility 101b (gene tsg101b). Gene Ontology annotation, biological process: protein modification process; endosome to lysosome transport; protein transport. Lineage: Eukaryota; Metazoa; Chordata; Actinopteri; Siluriformes; Bagridae. The record is from RefSeq and is a predicted model, not a curated record. Gene Ontology annotation, molecular function: ubiquitin binding. The transcript is spliced from 10 exons. The coding region runs from base 262 to 1431 and encodes 389 amino acids. Gene Ontology annotation, cellular component: ESCRT I complex.